GCAAGCGAAGCUUAAAAGAAGUGGCGGCGCACCGCUCCUCUCAAAGCUCGAUCUCUGCCGCUACGCCGUAGUCGUGCGAGCUUUCGCGCCGCAACUUGCUACGAAAGUUCACGCUACGAAGUGCUACGAAACUUUUUGCUACGGCUGUUGUGGUUCCUGUUUUUUAGUAAAACCCCCAUACCCCAGGAUGUGGAGCCGGGUGCGCUGCCUGGCGGCGCUGCUGGCGGUGGGCGUGGCGGCGGCCGCGGGGAAUCCGGUCCGGCGGUCCCCCGGCGACUUGGAGGCGCGCCGCCGCAGCGCUAUCGAUAGGAGCAUGAUUAGAUUCGGCCGCUCCCCGCCCGAAAUGACCGCGGCAGACAUGCGCGAGGCAUACCUGCGUGCCGCGCGCCGAGGCAACACCUUCCUACGCCUCGGCCGCUCACAACCCCUAGACCUCUCCUCCGAAGACCUCAUCACCCUACUCCGCACCUACAACGAUGACGACUACGACAACCCUAUCAACAAACGAGCCCCUAGCUUUAUUAGACUAGGACGCGCCCCGCAAUUCAUACGCCUGGGACGCUCCCCUAACGAAGAAAAGCCAGCAGGAUAUGAGCAGACGGCUCCAGCUAACUACCCUCAAAGGAAAAACCGAGCUCGCGACCAUUUUCUGAGACUUGGACGUGACAGCGAAGAGUUGAACGACACGAGUGCAGAAGAGGAGUUCUCUGAUGAGGAACGAAGGAAACGGUCCACGGACUGCCAGGGUUGCCACUGAUUCUGCCAGGGUUACCACUGAUUCUGCCAGGGUUGCCACUGAUUCUGCCGACUCGUGAGUGAUAUGUUCUGUUCCCGUGGUCUUUUUGUCUCUAUAUUCUAUCUCUUUCGUGCUUGUUGAAGUGAGAUGUUAACGAAAUACAGUUUGAUUCUUCGACUUAGGCAAUGGUGGGUUGGUUUUAACGUAAGUGUUUUAUUAUAAAUUUAAUAUAUUUUAUUACUUACUACUUACUGUACUUACCUAUAAUUGACUAUGUAAGGGGACUGUUUAAAACUAUAGUAUAGUAAUUAAAGUUGUAUUUUUUGUGAUUAUUCUCAAUAGUUGUGGAUAUGUUAGAGCCCCUUGAGUGAAAUAUGAUUCAAUUAAAAGCGAAAUGCGCUUCAUUACUAUAAAAAGUGUAAAAAUGCAUUACUUAGUAAACGUAGAAUGCUUAAAGAAUAUUAAAUGUUUCCUAAGUAAAAAAUUAUUCUGCAUCGUUUUAAAAAUACGUGUGCUAUACUUACUUAUACUUAAUCAGGAGUUGUUUUUUUAAGUAGGUACACGUUUGUGUUGGUUUAUCAUUUGAAAACAGUCAAAAUACACAUUUCAAUAAAAUUUUGCUGAUUUUAUAAAACCCAUGUUACUCCCAGCUUACAGGGUCGGCCGUGUAACAUAACUCGUUUCAGCAAAAAAAUAACAUCCCUCAUUAAUUAUAAAUUUAAUAAAAAAUAUCAUGUGAAAGUAAUUUCCUUUAUAGUCGUUAUCUAGACUUUGUUUAAAACUUAUUUUUGAAACCAGAGUUAUUUUUAGAAAAUUAAAAUGUAUACUUAAUCGUAUUAUGUGUGAAAGUUUCUGCAAAUAUAAGGCUGGGUAUAAUAUAAUUAUGUUUAGACACUUUCACACUGUAAUCGUAUAUUUCACCCUUCCAUUAGUAAAAUUGUUUGUAAUAGUAAAUGUAUAUGUACUGGAAAUGUUAAAUUAAUAUUAUAUAUAUACCUAUAGAGUUGUUGCAAUUCAUAAUAAAGGUAUUAUGGAAUAAUUUUAAAAGUUAUUGGUUUAAAAUGAUCUUUGGUUGGAAAUAAAUUGAAGUUUUAACUAUU
Molecule: messenger RNA, 1836 nt
Organism: Plutella xylostella (diamondback moth)
Lineage: Eukaryota; Metazoa; Arthropoda; Insecta; Lepidoptera; Plutellidae
Gene: Fa
Product: FMRFamide
Source: RefSeq, a predicted model, not a curated record